Messenger RNA from Coniosporium apollinis CBS 100218, 342 nucleotides. RefSeq lists its product as uncharacterized. Gene Ontology annotation, molecular function: structural constituent of ribosome. The coding region runs from base 1 to 342 and encodes 113 amino acids. Gene Ontology annotation, cellular component: ribosome; mitochondrial small ribosomal subunit. The record is from RefSeq and is a predicted model, not a curated record. NCBI's taxonomy places the organism in Eukaryota, Fungi, Ascomycota, Dothideomycetes. Gene Ontology annotation, biological process: translation. The transcript is spliced from 3 exons.
AUGUCACAGUUCCGAGCGAAGAAGCUCGACCUGGGCUGCUUCAUCAACAUUCGAGUCAUUCGAGACCACACCAAGCGCAAGGUCUUCGCCGAGCAUGAGCCCGAAAGACAAGCACUCCGGUACAUCAUCCGCAACACGACUCUUCCCCAACGAACGCGCGCCCAAGCGCAGCUACAACUGUCCCAGAUGCACUGCUACACUCGGGGCACUCAGAUCAAGAACCGGUGUAUAAUGGGUGGGAAGGGCAGGGGCGUCUUCAGGGACUUUAGAUUAGCAAGGUUCCAAUUCAGAAUGAACGCUCUCGCUGGCAAUCUCCCAGGUGUCAAGAAAGCGAGCUGGUAG